CCGCUCCGGCCCCGCCGCGUCCCCGCGAUGUCGCCGCGCUCCGCCCGCCUGGCGCGGCUGUCGCGCUCCGUCACCUUCAGCGCCUGCCACCGCCUGCACAGCAAAUCCCUGAGUGAUGAGGAGAACCUGAAGCUCUUUGGGAAGUGCAACAAUCCCAAUGGCCACGGACACAACUACAAAGUUGUGGUCACCGUGCGUGGAGAGAUUGACCUGGUCUCGGGCAUGGUGAUGAACCUGACAGACCUGAAGGAAUACAUGCAGGCAGCGAUCAUGGAGCCCCUUGACCACAAAAACCUGGACAAGGACGUGCCCUACUUCUCUGAGGUGGUGAGCACCACGGAGAACGUGGCUGUGUUCAUCUGGGACAGCCUCCAGAAGCUCCUGCCCCAGGGCAUCCUGUACAAGGUGGAGGUGCACGAGACAGAGCAGAACGUGGUGGUUUACAAGGGAGAGGAAACAAUUGUCAAGUGAAAUCAGCCUGGGCCCAGCUGCUCAGCAGAAAUCUCGUUAUAUAUUUUAUCAUCUCUGUGGAUCCCUGCCCAGCAUUCCCUGCAGCCAGCCCUGGUUCUGUGCUCCAGCAGGACGAGGGCAGGUGUUUCACCAGGACCCUCCCAGCAGUUUGCCCAUCUGGCUUCUCACAAUGGGUUGGUUUCUCUGCUUUUCCUCAAGACCUUCCUGUUCUGCCAGCUGAUGUGAGAUUUAGAGUUGUGCCGUGGUAAAUGAAGCAGCUUUGGGGGGAGGAGGUGGCCUGGCAAAAUCACAAAAGUCUUUGAUUUCUCUCUGAUUAAAUAUUGAAUUAAUUUAUUUGAUAA
Melospiza melodia melodia is the source of this 812-nucleotide messenger RNA. It is a transcript of the gene PTS, whose product is annotated as 6-pyruvoyltetrahydropterin synthase. Bases 28 to 471 code for a protein of 147 amino acids. Lineage: Eukaryota; Metazoa; Chordata; Aves; Passeriformes; Passerellidae. The record is from RefSeq and is a predicted model, not a curated record. The transcript is spliced from 6 exons. Gene Ontology annotation, molecular function: 6-pyruvoyltetrahydropterin synthase activity. Gene Ontology annotation, biological process: tetrahydrobiopterin biosynthetic process. Gene Ontology annotation, cellular component: mitochondrion.